Molecule: messenger RNA, 2690 nt
Organism: Ostrinia furnacalis (Asian corn borer)
Lineage: Eukaryota; Metazoa; Arthropoda; Insecta; Lepidoptera; Crambidae
Gene: GCS2alpha
Product: glucosidase 2 subunit alpha
Exons: 19
Coding region: 1-2559 (852 amino acids)
Biological process (GO): N-glycan processing; carbohydrate metabolic process
Molecular function (GO): alpha-glucosidase activity; carbohydrate binding
Source: RefSeq, a predicted model, not a curated record
AUGCCUAUAGGGUUCCGGUAUGUGCUUAAGAUAUCGGCUCUGGUGGACAGCACGUUCCGAGUGGAGAUGGAAGAGGUCAACCCGUUGUACCCUCGCUUCUCCACCAUGCUUGCGUUGAAGGACACUCCGUUGGCUGACAAGUUAGAUCAAGUCUCAAAGAAGGACGGGCAGCUCAUCGUGGCCAACUCCAAAGGCCACAAGGUGGUGAUAACAGCCAGCCCUCUGAAGAUCGAGUUCCUGGACAAGGAGGGAGAGGUCGCUGUGGUUCUGAAUGAGAACUCUCAGCUGUUGGUUGAACCGUUGAUUGAGAAAAAACAGAAAAAUGAAGAGAACGGCGAAGUUGUUCAAGUGGAAGAAGAAGGCAUGUGGGGCGAGAACUUCAAGUCGCACCACGACAGCAAGCCGCGUGGUAAUGAAGCCAUCUCACUCGACUUCUCGUUCCCUGACGCUGACCAAGUCUAUGGUAUCCCCGAGCACACCGACGGCCUGGCCUUAUCCACCACCACGGGUGGCGAGCCCUACCGACUCUACAACCUCGACGUGUUCGAGUACGAGCUGAACAGCCGCAUGGCCAUCUACGGCUCCGUGCCGGUGCUCUACGCGCACGGAACGAAGCGAACUGUUGGCGUUUUCUGGCACAACUCUGCCGAGACGUGGGUGGACAUCGUGAACUACGCCGACGAAACCGUAGUGUCUUCGCUCGUCAACCUCGUCACUGGUGGACAUAAGCGCCGCGUCUCCUCUAGGUUCAUGUCGGAGUCUGGUCUGAUCGACACCUUCAUCAUGAUGGGAGACAAGCCUGCUGAUGUCUUCCGUCAGUACACCAGGCUCACAGGCGCCGCUCCUCUACCGCCGAAAUUCUCUCUGGCGUACCACCAGUGCCGCUGGAACUACGUCGACGAGGCAGACGUGCGCGGAGUCGACGAGAACUUUGACGUCCACGACAUACCAGCUGACGUCAUCUGGCUGGAUAUCGAGUACACCGACCGCAAGAAGUACUUCACAUGGGACGCGCAAAAAUUCCCGCAUCCAGCUGAAAUGGUGGCCAAUCUAACAGCCAAAGGACGCCGUCUGGUGGCCAUCAUCGACCCUCAUAUCAAACGUGAAGCUGGAUAUUUCCUGCACGAGGACGCUACUUCACAAGGACUCUACGUCAAGGACAAGGACGGCAAGGACUACGAAGGCUGGUGCUGGCCCGGCUCCUCAUCGUACCUGGACUUCCUGAACCCGGAGGUCAGCAAGUAUUAUUCCGAGCGAUUCCGCUUCGAGAACUUCCCCGGAACGUCCAAGGAUGUGCACAUUUGGAACGACAUGAACGAGCCUAGCGUGUUCAACGGGCCUGAGAUCACCAUGCCGAAGGACUGCCGUCACUACCGCGAGCACGAUGAAGAUGCACAAGGCUUGCACACAUUCUGGGAACACAGACACAUCCACAACGAGUACGGAUUAUUCCACAUUCGUGCGACACACCAGGGCAUGUUGGACCGCAGCGACGGCAAGUACCGGCCCUUCAUCCUCACCCGCGCUGUCUUCGCCGGCACUCAGAGGUACGCGGCAGUAUGGACGGGCGACAACGCGGCCGAAUGGGGCUUCCUGGUGGCGUCGGUUCCCAUGUGCUUGUCGCUGGGCGUGGCCGGCGUCAGCUUCUGCGGCUCCGACGUCGGCGGCUUCUUCCAGUACCCUGAAGCCGAGCUCAUGACGCGCUGGUACCAGGCGGGUGCCUACCAACCGUUCUUCCGAGCGCACUCUCACAUCGAGACCAAACGCCGCGAGCCCUGGCUAUAUGAACCUGCCACUACUGCGCUCUUACGAGACGCUACUAGGCGCCGAUACGCACUGCUCGACUUCUGGUACACCCUAUUCUACGAGCACACACGUGACGGUCUGCCGGUGAUGAGGCCGCUAUUCCAGGAGUACCCUCAGGAAGAGGCUACCUUCACCAUCGAUGACACUUAUCUGCUGGGCAACAAGCUCCUCGUCCGUCCAGUCACAGCCGCGGGCGCGACCACUGUGCAAGUUUACUUACCAGGAGCUGAAUCCCACACCAUCUGGUACGACGUGGACUCGUACCAGGCGCACAAGGCUAACGGGUACUUUACGCAGGAAGUUAAUAUCGCUAAGAUCCCGGUAUACCAGCGAGGAGGCAGUAUAGUCCCGCGCAAGGAGCGCGUGCGGCGAUCGUCCGCGCUCAUGGCAAACGACCCUUAUACGCUCGUCAUUGCGCUUGACGCUAAUAACACAGCGGAGGGUACCCUGUACAUAGACGACGGAGAAACGUUCGAGUACAAGAAACAGAAGUACAUUUACGCCAAGAUCACGUACACGAAAGACGCGAUUACGUACAGCAUGAUCAACGAAAAAGCCGUCUACCCCACCAAAUCGUGGGUAGAACGCAUCGUCAUAUGCGGCGCGCGAUCGCCACCAGCCUCCGCUCGGCUCCACCAGGCCGGGUCAUCCGUGGCACUGCCCAUGACGCUACACAAAGGGAACGAUGUCCUGGUCAUAAGGAAGCCCGGGGCUGCCAUGGCCCAGCCCUGGACUAUACGGUUCAGUUAUUGAGAGAAUAUAAGGGAGCCCAGGGCGUGAGAAAAAUUGAAAGGCGAUUGGAUCUCAAGCUACUCAGUGUGAUCACCAUGAGUUUACGUUAAAUGUGCAUGAGUUUACGUUAAAUAUGCUCGCUAGCGACUGCG